UUUUCAUCAUUGAACAUUGUUUUUCAUCGCGAGAUGUUAAUAUUGUUAUAGUGAACCCAAGGCGGUUCAUCGUUUUACCGGUACUUAUUCUUAAAUUUCUCGAGUGAUCAUUUCGAGAUUUCGUUACCUUACGCGUUACGACUGUACGUUUGAAGCGGACGUCGUCAUACACCGAAAAAAUGUACCCACUACCCAGCCUGGCGAAAAUGGCGUACUACGCGUGCAACAACAUCGAACGUGACAAGUUUGACUUGCUAGACACACCGGACGUCAGUGUGCGAAAUUGUUGCGAGGCGCUGUUUGAAUUAUUCAAAGUCGACAAAAAACAAGAUGAGCACAACGAUAGGCGGACAAUGUUCAGGCGGUCUCGGUUCGCCAUCAAUGACGAUACGUUUAAACACAUAUGCGAGAAGGCAGCGUUCAACGGGCACAUCGGUUGCUUGAAACUAGCACACGAGAUUGGCGUCCCUUGGGACACCGUGCCUGGAUGGACCGGUUUCAGAGGUAAGGCGUGUGAUCUGGCGGCGGGAUCGGGCAAUCUGGAAUGUCUAAGGUACGCCUCUGUGAACGGGUGCCGCUGGGACGGGGAUACGUGCAGCAGCGCAGCGUCUAACGGUCACCUGGAGUGCCUGAAAUACGCACGGGAAAACGGGUGCCCUUGGUACAGCCGUACGUGCAGCAGCGCAGCGUCUAAUGGUCACCUGGAGUGCCUGAAAUACGCAAGGGAAAACGGGUGCCCAUUGUACGAGGACACGUGCACCAGGGCCGCAGAAAACGGUCACCUGGAGUGCCUGAAAUACGUACGGAAAAACGGGUGCGGCUGGGACGAGGCUACGUGCUACAGCGCAGCGCGUUAUGGUCACCUGGAGUGCCUGAAAUAUGCAAGGGAAAAUGGGUGCCGCUGGGACAAGUAUACGUGCAUCGACGCAGCGUUUAACGGUCACUUGGAGUGCCUGAAAUACGCAUGGGAAAACGAGUGCCCCUGGGACGAGAAUACGUGCAGCAGUGCCGCGUUGAACGGUCACCUGGAGUGCCUGAAAUACGCACGGGAAAACGGGUGCCCCUGGGACGAGAAUACGUGCAGCAGUGCCGCGUUGAACGGUCACCUGGAGUGCCUGAAAUACGCACGGGAAAACGGGUGCCCCUGGGACGAGAAUACGUGCAGCAGUGCCGCGUUGAACGGUCACCUGGAGUGCCUGAAAUACGCACGGGAAGACGGGUGCCCCUGGGACGAGAUUACGUGCAGCAGCGCAGCGUCUAAUGGUCACCUGGAGUGUCUGAAAUACGCACGGGAAGACGGGUGCCCCUGGGACGAGAUUACGUGCAGCAGCGCAGCGUCUAAUGGUCACCUGGAGUGUCUGAAAUACGCAAGGGAAAACGGGUGCCACUGGGACGAGCGUACGUGCAUUAACGCAGCGUCUAACGGUCAUCUGGAGUGCCUGAAAUACGCACGGAAAAACGGGUGCCCCUGGGACGGGGAUACGUGCAGCAGCGCAGCGUCUCACGGUCACCUGGAGCGCCUGAAAUACGCUCGGGAAAACGGGUGCCCCUGGGACGAGAUUACGUGCAGCAACGCCGCGUCAAACGGUCACCUGGAGUGCCUGAAAUACGCAAGGGAAAACGGGUGCGCCUGGGACCAGCGUACGUGCAGCAAAGCAGCGUCUAACGGUCAUCUGGAGUGCCUGAAAUACGCACGGGAAAACGGGUGCCCCUGGGACGAGGUUACGUGCAGCAACGCUGCGUUGAACGGUCACCUGGAGUGCCUGAAAUACGCAAGGGAAAACGGGUGCCCCUGGGACGGGGAUACGUGCAGCAGCGCAGCGUCUAACGGUCACCUGGAGUGCCUGAAAUACGCAAGGGAAAACGGGUGCCCCUGGGACAAGCGUACGUGCAUGAACGCAGCGUACCAUGAUCAGUUUGAAUGUCUGGUGUAUGCCUACGAGGGAGGGUGUAAGUGGGAAGUUUCAACUUUCUGUUUUAGGUCAAGGUACAGCCAAUCGAUAUGCGCUGAAUACGCCCGCGAAAUAAGGUCCCGGGAGCGCUUCGUAUCAUCGACGAUUGAAUUCAAGUAAUAAUAUCACAAAUUUUUUUUUUACCUGUCUUUUUAUUAUGAAUCUAUGUUACGAGUUCUUAUAGCGAUAUUUUUAUAUAAAGCAAAUCAUUGAUGAUCAAUAUAUUUUUAAAGUUGUAUAAUACA
Messenger RNA from Acyrthosiphon pisum (pea aphid), 2197 nucleotides. RefSeq lists its product as uncharacterized. The record is from RefSeq and is a predicted model, not a curated record. Gene Ontology annotation, molecular function: protein binding. The coding region runs from base 180 to 2072 and encodes 630 amino acids. The transcript has a single exon. Lineage: Eukaryota; Metazoa; Arthropoda; Insecta; Hemiptera; Aphididae.